Meleagris gallopavo (turkey) is the source of this 788-nucleotide messenger RNA. NCBI's taxonomy places the organism in Eukaryota, Metazoa, Chordata, Aves, Galliformes, Phasianidae. The record is from RefSeq and is a predicted model, not a curated record.
UCCCUGGCUUGGCUCACUUGGUCCUCACGGCCACAACCGCUUUGCUUCCCCAGGCCCUGGCAGCUGCUCCUGUGCAGCUCCUGCGCUGCUGAGGGCACCCACCGACAGUGCUCCCACUUGAGUAACACCACAGCCACGUGGGAGUGCGACAGCUGUGCUGGCCUGGGUACCGCCUCCAGCGCCAACACCGAGCUCGCUGGUCCCAGCACUGCCGGCCAGACGGCUCCGGGGCCAUCCAGCAGCUCCAUGGAGCCUGAGACCGUGAGCUCCACGCCCGCCAGCCAGGCAGCAUUGGGGACAGCAUCACAGAGUUCCCAGCUGCCUGAGCACAGCGACCUGCCCAGUGUGCCUGAGACUGAGCAGGAGACCAAUGGCCCACGAACAUCAGAGGAUCAGGCUACCUCAGAGCAGCUGCGAGGACGCCGUGGGAGCAGACAAACAGCAGCCCCGAGUGCUGAGAGCGACUCCCACACAUCCACCAGGCGGAGGGCAUCAGGGUCCUCCAGGGCGUCUCCGGCAGCUGCUCGCAGGAGACGUCCCAGGCAGCGAGGAAGGAGCCGCACACGAAGCCGCUCCCCGCUGCAAGCUCGGGCCCACGUUCCCAGAGCCGGCCAAGAAGACGCCGUGGCAGCCGGCAAACGCCAGCCCCAGGGGAGCAGAGUGGCACCCGCAGAUCAACAAGGUCUGCCACUUCGAGAUCCCCGAGGGCUUCCAGAGUGCCCGGACGCAGGGGACCGUCCAGGCAGCGACGGCGUACCCGCACCCAAAGCCCCUCCUGCACCAGAGGC